Trematomus bernacchii (emerald rockcod) is the source of this 11438-nucleotide messenger RNA. RefSeq names its product mucin-2-like. Gene Ontology annotation, molecular function: protein binding. The record is from RefSeq and is a predicted model, not a curated record. Gene Ontology annotation, cellular component: extracellular matrix. Lineage: Eukaryota; Metazoa; Chordata; Actinopteri; Perciformes; Nototheniidae.
UGACCAAAAGCCAAUGGCAAUGAUGAGGGGGAGAAGUGUGUGGUUGUGUUUCCUUGCUUUGUCUGUUGCAAGUGUCAUCAACGUGCAAGCCAGACUGGUUCACAACCAUGUGAGCAGCAUCUGCAGCACAUGGGGCCGGGAGCACUUCAAGACGUUCGACGGAGAUGUGUUUCAGUUCCCUGGCACGUGUGAGUACAACCUGGUCUCCGACUGCCACGAGUCCUACCAGGAGUUCUCCGUGCACAUGAGGAGGAAGGUCAAAGAUGGAAACCCUACAGUCAGUCAUGUGGUGGUCACCAUCAACGACCUUUUGUUCUACCUCAGCAAGGACAUGGUCACUGUGAAUGACAUCCCUGUCAAAUUGCCACACUUCAAUGCAGGAGUACAAGUGGAAAAAAAUGCUGGUAACAUCAAGCUCCAAUCUAAAGUCGGCAUCACUGUCAUGUGGAACGGGGACGAUGCAGUCAUGGUGGAACUGGAUACUGAUUAUGCAAACCGUACUUGUGGUCUUUGUGGAGACUUCAAUGGGGUUCCUGUCCACGAUGAAUUCAUUCAUAAUGGUCGCAAAAUCAGCCCCAUUGAGUUCGGCAACAAACAGAAAGUCCACCGUCCAAAUGAAGUUUGUGAGGAUCCGGAUGAAGAGGAGGAUGAAUCUCGGGAGGCUGUGCUGGAUUCAUGCAAGGAGUUUCAAACCACCUGUGCCCAGAUUCUGCGUUCAGAGCCUUGGAGCUCCUGCACCACACUGAUCAACCCUGAGCCGUACAUCCUGACCUGUGUGCAGGACAUGUGUGGCUGCUCCAACAGUCCAAAUGACUUCUGUGUCUGCAGCACACUCUCUGAGUUCUCCAGACAGUGUUCCCAUGCAGGGGGAACGCCUCCCAACUGGAGGACUCCUCAGUUAUGUGCCAAACAGUGCCCAUUCAACAUGGUGUAUGAAGAGAGUGGCUCCCCUUGCAUGGAUACAUGCACACUUCUCGACACAAGCUCUCUGUGUGAGGAUCACAAGAUCGACGGCUGCUUCUGUCCUCCUGGAACUGUGUUUGAUGAUAUUUCCAUGAGAGGGUGUAUUGCUCAAUCUGAGUGUCAGUGCAAACACAACAAAAUCUACAACUCUGGUGAGGUUUACCGACAGGACAGAGAGGAAUGUACAUGUGUUGAGGGUAAAUGGGCCUGUAAGAGCCUUCAGACUCCUGCUACCUGUGCAGUGGAGGAGGGCUCACAUGUGACUACCUUUGACGGGAAAACAUACACCUUCCAUGGGGACUGCUACUACACCCUAGCCAAAGUGGAAAGCAAGGAUAAAGCAAGUCCAAAGUUUACCAUCCUGGUUCAGUUGGUGCCAUGUGCAAAUCAAGAGUUUGACACUUGCCUCAAGGGUCUUAAAAUCGUGCUGAACAAUGACAGAAACAAUGUAAUAAUGUUCACCUCCGAUGGCACAGUGAAGCAGAACAUGCAGACAGUCAGUUUGCCAUACCACUCAGGUGACAUCAACAUAUUCCACGCCUCAUCCUUCCACAUCAUGCUCCAGACAAGUUUCGGGUUGCAAAUUCAGAUCCAGCAUGUGCCCGUCAUGCAAGUCUAUGUCAGCCUUGACCAAAGCUACAGAGCAAAGACACGUGGUUUAUGCGGGAACUUCAACAUGGUCCUGUCUGAUGACAUGAAGACUCCUCAGGGGAUCGUGGAAGGAACAGCUCCCACCUUCAGUAACUCGUGGAAGGCUAACUACAUGUGUUCAGACAGAGAGGAGAGACUUGAAGACCCUUGUUCCCUCAGUGUGGAAAAUGAGUGGUAUGCCAAACACUGGUGCGCCUUGCUGCUGAGUCCAGACAGCAGCUUCGCUCAGUGCCGUUCAGUGGUGGAUCCUGAGCUGUACUACAAGAGAUGUACUUAUGCUAGCUGCAACUGUGAGAAGAGUGAGGACUGUCUGUGUGCCGUCUUCUCCUCCUACGCUCGGGCUUGUGCAUCUAAGGGAGUGUUCCUGGAAGACUGGAGAGAGAAAGUGUGCGAUAAAUACUCCAGGAACUGCCCAGCGUCUCAGAUCUUCUCUUACCAGCAUCAGAGAUGCCAGCUGACCUGCAGAUCCCUCGGCUCCGUGCAGCAGAGUUGCAUUUCUGACUUCCUGCCUGUGGACGGCUGCUCCUGCCCUGAUGGUCUCUACCUCAAUGAAAACGGCAUCUGCAUCCCCAUGGCAAAAUGUCCCUGCUACCAUAACGAAGUCUACAUCAAGUCAGGAAAGUCCAUCAGCAUCAAAGAUGAGCACUGUGUAUGUAACAAUGGAAUGCUUCAUUGCCAUUCUUGGAGAGCCCGCUCAUCAACAUGCCCUUCUUCAAAACAGUUCUUCAACUGCUCUGCUGCUGGCUCAGGGGACCUGGGCCUGCACUGUGCUCCAACAUGUCUGAAUCUGGACAGCGAUGAUUGCGACUCCACUGAGUGUGAAUCUGGCUGUCGGUGUCCAGCUGGCCUUUUCGAUGAUGGCAAAGAUUCCUGUGUGCAAAGAAAUCAGUGCCCAUGUAAGCACGAUGGCCAUAUUUAUGCCCCUGGAUCAGAAAUCCCCGAGCAGUGCAACACCUGUACCUGCAAAAGUGGAAGCUGGGUGUGCAGCGAGAAAAAAUGCCCACAAACUUGCACUAUUUAUGGGAGUGGCCACUACAAUACAUUUGAUCAGCAAACAUAUGGGUUUAAUGGAGAUUGUGCCUAUGUUGCUGUGAAGAACAAAUGUGGCAAUAAAACAGUGCAGGACAGCUUUGGGGUCAUCACAGAAAAUGAACCUUGUGGAACUACAGGCACCACGUGCUCCAAAACUGUCAGAAUCUAUCUGGGGCGAAUGGAAAUUAAACUAUCGAAGGGUAAAUAUGAAGAGUUGAACCUGGGCCAGGGUGCUGAGAUUCAGUACAGAAUACGAAGGGUUGGCUUGUUUGUGGUGAUAGAAUCAGCCAUUGGUCUGUCGGUGAUGUGGGAUGGAAAAACAACUGUUCACAUUAUCCUGGAACCAAUGCACAGCGGAGAGGUGUGUGGUCUGUGUGGAGAUUUUGAUGGAGAUGGACAGAACGACUUCACCACCCAGGGUCAUCUGGUAGUAAGCAAUCCUAUAGAAUUCGCAAACAGCUGGAAAGUGUCAAGCAAUUGCCCAGAUGUGGAUAAGAAUGCUGACCCUUGUGGCGCAAAACCCAAUCGACAUCACUGGGCAAAAAUGAUGUGCAGCAUUAUAACUGGGAAUACGUUCAAACAUUGCCACAAUAAGGUUGCUCCCCUUCCAUAUUAUGAAAACUGUGUGAAAGACUCAUGUGCCUGCGACUCUGGAGGAGACUGUGAAUGUUUCUGCUCAGCAGUUGCAGCUUAUGCUCAAGCGUGUAAUGAGGCUUCUGUAUGUGUUGCAUGGAGAACUCCAGAAAUCUGUCCUGUCUUUUGUGAUUACUACAACAACCCAGGUGAAUGCAAGUGGCACUACAAUCCUUGCCACAAACCUUGCUACCAGACCUGUAUGAAUCCAGAAGAAAAUUGCAGCACACCUUUACCCAACCUGGAAGGCUGCUACCCUUUAUGCCCAGAAGAAACGCCGAUAUUUGAUGAAAAGACUGGGUUGUGUGUGGAGGAAUGUGAUGGUUGCUAUUACAACAAUACUAGAUACGAGGAAGAGGAAGUUAUUUUCAAUGCCACUGACAAUAUGGGAAUGUGCUACUAUGCAAUAUGCAGGAAUGGGACAAUGAUAUUUGAAAAUGAAACUUGCAUAUCUACAACUGUCCCAACAACAACAAUUGCCACCACCACACCUGUUACAACACCAACCGAAUCUCCUACAACAACCACAGUAUAUACAACCCCACAAACUCAAACUCCUACAACAAAUGAAACACCAGCCUCUACCACAGCAUCUACAACCCCACCAACUGAAUCCACUACACCUUGUAUUAAAACAUGUGAGUGGUCAGACUGGUACGAUGUGCAUAACCCAUUAGAGGACAAAAGUGACUGGGAAACGUAUGAGAACAUCACAAAUAGUGGGAUACAACUGUGUGAAACUAUCACAGAAAUUGAUUGUAGAGCAACAAAUAAUCCUGAAAUGGACUUCAAUGACUAUGUAACUCAAACUGGCCAACAGGUUUCUUGUGAUCUAGGAAUCGGUUUAAUAUGUAGAAAGGAGGACCAAUUUAGACCUCCACGGAAAUGUUUCAACUAUAAGAUCAGAGUAUGUUGUGAAGUAGAUACAUGUGUGACACCCACAACAACCACAGAAUCUACAACCCCACCAACUGAACUCACUACAACAACUGUAGCACCCACAUCAACUACAGAAUCUACAACCCCACCCACUGAACCCACUACAACACCUGUAGCACCCACAACAACUACAGAAUCUACAACCCCACCAACUGAACUCACUACAACACCUGUAGCACCCACAACAACCACAGAAUCUACAACCCCACCAACUGAACUCACUACAACAACUGUAGCACCCACAACAACUACAGAAUCGACAACCCCACCCACUGAACCCACUACAACACCUGUAGCACCCACAUCAACUACAGAAUCUACAACCCCACCCACUGAACCCACUACAACAACUGAAACACCCACAACAACUACAGAAUCUACAACCCCACCAACUGAACUCACUACAACAACUGUAGCACCCACAACAACUACAGAAUCGACAACCCCACCCACUGAACCCACUACAACACCUGUAGCACCCACAUCAACCACAGAAUCUACAACCCCACCCACUGAACCCACUACAACAACUGUAGCACCCACAACAACCACAGAAUCUACAACCCCACCCACUGAACCCACUACAACACCUGUAGCACCCACAGCAACCACAGAAUCGACAACCCCACCCACUAAACCCACUACAACACCUGUAGCACCCACAACAACCACAGAAUCUACAACCCCACCCACUGAACCCACUACAACACCUGUAGCACCCACAGCAACCACAGAAUCUACAACCCCACCCACUGAACCCACUACAACACCUGUAGCACCCACAACAACCACAGAAUCUACAACCCCACCCACUGAACCCACUACAACACCUGAAACACCAACUACAACCACAGAAUCUACAACCCCACCCACUGAACCCACUACAACACCUGUAGCACCCACAACAACCACAGAAUCUACAACCCCACCCACUGAACCCACUACAACACCUGCAACACCAACCACAACCACAGCAUCUACAACCCCACCAACUGAAUCCACUACACCUUGUAUUAAAACAUGUGAGUGGUCAGACUGGUACGAUGUGCAUAACCCAUUAGAGGACAAAAGUGACUGGGAAACGUAUGAGAACAUCACAAAUAGUGGGAUACAAAUUUGUGAAACUAUCACAGAAAUUGAUUGUAGAUCAACAAAGGAUCCUGAAAUGGACUUCAAUGACUUUGUAACUCAGACUGGCCAACAGGUUUCUUGUGAUCUAGGAGUCGGUUUAAUAUGUAGAAAGGAGGACCAAUUUAGACCUCCACGGAAAUGUUUCAACUAUAAGAUCAGAGUAUGUUGUGAAGUAGAUACAUGUGUGACACCCACAACAACUACAGAAUCUACAACCCCACCAACUGAACCCACUACAACAACUGUAGCACCCACAACAACCACAGAAUCUACAACCCCACCCACUGAACCCACUACAACACCUGUAGCACCCACAACAACCACAGAAUCUACAACCCCACCCACUGAACCCACUACAACACCUGUAGCACCCACAGCAACCACAGAAUCGACAACCCCACCCACUAAACCCACUACAACACCUGUAGCACCCACAACAACCACAGAAUCUACAACCCCACCCACUGAACCCACUACAACACCUGUAGCACCCACAGCAACCACAGAAUCUACAACCCCACCCCCUGAACCCACUACAACACCUGAAACACCAACCACAGAAUCUACAACCCCACCCACUGAACCCACUACAACAACUGUAGCACCCACAACAACUACAGAAUCGACAACCCCACCCACUGAACCCACUACAACACCUGUAGCACCCACAACAACCACAGAAUCUACAACCCCACCCACUGAACCCACUACAACACCUGUAGCACCCACAACAACCACAGAAUCUACAACCCCACCCACUGAACCCACUACAACACCUGUAGCACCCACAGCAACCACAGAAUCGACAACCCCACCCACUAAACCCACUACAACACCUGUAGCACCCACAGCAACCACAGAAUCGACAACCCCACCCACUGAACCCACUACAACACCUGUAGCACCCACAACAACCACAGAAUCUACAACCCCACCCACUGAACCCACUACAACACCUGAAACACCAACUACAACCACAGAAUCUACAACCCCACCCACUGAACCCACUACAACACCUGUAGCACCCACAGCAACCACAGAAUCUACAACCCCACCCACUGAACCCACUACAACACCUGUAGCACCCACAACAACCACAGAAUCUACAACCCCACCCCCUGAACCCACUACAACACCUGAAACACCAACUACAACCACAGAAUCUACAACCCCACCCACUGAACCCACUACAACACCUGUAGCACCCACAACAACCACAGAAUCUACAACCCCACCCCCUGAACCCACUACAACACCUGCAACACCAACUACAACCACUGAAUCCACAACCCCACCUAUUGAACCCACUACAACAACUGCAACACCAACCACAACCACAGAAUCAACAACCCCACCCCCUGAACCCACUACAACAACUGUAGCACCCACAACAACCACAGCAUCUACAACCCCACCAACUGAAUCCACUACACCUUGUAUUAAAACAUGUGAGUGGUCAGACUGGUACGAUGUGCAUAACCCAUUAGAGGACAAAAGUGACUGGGAAACGUAUGAGAACAUCACAAAUAGUGGGAUACAACUGUGUGAAACUAUCACAGAAAUUGAUUGUAGAUCAACAAAGGAUCCUGAAAUGGACUUCAAUGACUUUGUAACUCAGACUGGCCAACAGGUUUCUUGUGAUCUAGGAGUCGGUUUAAUAUGUAGAAAGGAGGACCAAUUUAGACCUCCACGGAAAUGUUUCAACUAUAAGAUCAGAGUAUGUUGUGAAGUAGAUACAUGUGUGACACCCACAACAACUACAGAAUCUACAACCCCACCCACUGAACCCACUACAACAACUGUAGCACCCACAACAACUACAGAAUCUACAACCCUACCAACUGAACCCACUACAACAACUGUAGCACCCACAACAACUACAGAAUCGACAACCCCACCCACUGAACCCACUACAACACCUGUAGCACCCACAGCAACCACAGAAUCGACAACCCCACCCACUAAACCCACUACAACACCUGUAGCACCCACAACAACCACAGAAUCUACAACCCCACCCACUGAACCCACUACAACAACUGUAGCACCCACAACAACUACAGAAUCGACAACCCCACCCACUGAACCCACUACAACACCUGUAGCACCCACAGCAACCACAGAAUCGACAACCCCACCCACUAAACCCACUACAACACCUGUAGCACCCACAACAACCACAGAAUCGACAACCCCACCCACUGAACCCACUACAACAACUGUAGCACCCACAACAACCACAGAAUCGACAACCCCACCCACUAAACCCACUACAACACCUGUAGCACCCACAACAACUACAGAAUCUACAACCCCACCCACUGAACCCACUACAACACCUGUAGCACCCACAACAACCACAGAAUCUACAACCCCACCCACUGAACCCACUACAACACCUGAAACACCAACUACAACCACAGAAUCUACAACCCCACGCACUGAACCCACUACAACACCUGUAGCACCCACAACAACCACAGAAUCGACAACCCCACCCACUGAACCCACUACAACAACUGUAGCACCCACAACAACCACAGAAUCUACAACCCCACCCACUGAACCCACUACAACACCUGUAGCACCCACAACAACCACAGAAUCGACAACCCCACCCACUGAACCCACUACAACAACUGUAGCACCCACAACAACUACAGAAUCUACAACCCCACCCACUGAACCCACUACAACACCUGAAACACCAACUACAACCACAGAAUCUACAACCCCACCCACUGAACCCACUACAACACCUGUAGCACCCACAACAACCACAGAAUCUACAACCCCACCCACUGAACCCACUACAACAACUGCAACACCAACUACAACCACAGCAUCUACAACCCCACCCCCUGAACCCACUACAACAACUGCAACACCAACCACAGCAUCUACAACCCCACCCCCUGAACCCACUACAACAACUGAAACACUAACCGAAACUACAGAAUCUUCAACCCCACCCACUUUUACACCUGAAACUGGCCCCACUUUAACAACACCACCAACUGGACAAGUUAUCGGUUCAACUACAGAAUCUACAACCCCACCAACUGAACCCACUACAACACCUGUAGCACCCACAACAACCACAGAAUCUACAACCCCACCCACUGAACCCACUACAACAACUGCAACACCAACUACAAACACAGAAUCUACAACACCACCCACUGAACCCACUACAACAACUGCAACACCAACCACAGCAUCUACAACCCCACCUAUUGAACCCACUACAACAACUGCAACACCAACUACAACCACAGAAUCUACAACCCCACCCCCUGAACCCACUACAACAACUGCAACACCAACCACAGCAUCGACAACCCCACCCCCUGAACCCACUACAACAACUGCAACACCAACCACCCCCACAGAAUCUACAACCCCACCAACUAAACCCACUACAACAACUGAAACACCAACCACAACCACAGAAUCUACAACCCCACCCACUGAACCAAAUACUAUUUCAACUACAGAAUGUUUCUGUAUAUUUAAUGGAACUCAUUAUAAGCCAGGGGAUGUCAUACCAGGCAUCGAACACAUCGGAUCCAAUAUAUGUCUCACAAUGAUUUGUUCGGAUAUUUGUGAGAUUCACAAGGAGCCUGUACUUUGCUCAACCACAACCAUGCCUCCAGUGACACCCACGACUUAUAUACCUACCUGCCCUGAAUGGGAUGUAGCACAAAAUGAGACGUUCUUAUUAUGUAACUGCACUAUGGCUAAAUGCAUUGAGAACAACACCAUUGAAAUCGUUCCAUAUGAAUGUCCACCCCUUGAGAUGAUCACUUGUGCCAACGGAAAAAAACCAAUUCUUGUGGAUGAUGAAUACAAAUGCUGCAAGCUUUACGUUUGUGACUGUGUAUGUGAAGGCUGGGGAGAUCCUCAUUACAUCACAUUUGAUGGAUUAUUCUACAGUUAUCAAGGAAACUGUACUUACGUUUUGAUGGAAGAGAUUUCCCCAAAACAUAAGUUGAACAUUUAUAUUGAAAAUGUCUAUUGUGAUCCCACUGAAGAUGUUUCUUGUCCCCGAUCAAUAAUUAUAUCAUACCAAUCCGAAGUUGUCACACUCAUUAAUCAUAAUCUUCUUGGAGCAGCGCAGCUGGAGGCACGGAAAAAUGGGAUACGUCUGAAACUACCUUAUGCUCAACAAGGUGUUAAGAUCCUGGAUACUGGCAUCAACUUGGUUCUAGAAAUCCCUCGACUUAAAGUGGUCAUUACAUUUGGAAUAACUGGCUUUAGUGUCACCCUUCCAUAUAGUGACUUUGGCGGCAACACACAGGGGCAUUGUGGCACAUGCAAUAACAACCAGGCUGAUGACUGCAAGUUGCCUGGAGGUCUGCUGGUCGAAAAUUGUGCAGUGAUGGCCGACUUUUGGCCUGCAAAACACAUUGAACAACCUGACUGCCAAACACCAUCUGUACCACCCACCAAUAAACCUGGACCACCACCAACUGUAACUCCCUGCAAGCCAGACUCCAUAUGUCACCUUCUUAAGAGCAGAGUCUUUGAAGCGUGCCAUCCAGUUGUCUCUCCUGACAAUUUCUACCAAGGUUGUGUUUUUGACAGCUGUCAUGUUUCCAACCCAGCAGUGGAGUGCACAAGUCUGCAGACUUAUGCUGCUGCCUGUGCGCAGGCUGGGGUUUGCCUGUACUGGAGAAACCACACCACUUUGUGUGAAAGUGGCUGCCCUUCAAACAAAGUUUACAAGCCAUGUGGUCCUGCAGAACAGCCAACCUGUGAAGACAAUUCUAAUGAACCAAGAAUGAACUACACUACUGAGGGCUGCUUUUGUCCUGAUGGAAUGAAACUAUUUAACAAGGAGUCUGGCAUAUGUGUUGAUAAGUGUGGAUGUCUUGAUCCUGAGGGAAAUCCUCGUGAGUUCAAUGAGCGGUUUGAGUACAAAUGCCAAAACUGCAUCUGUGACGAGUCCACCAAGACUGUCUCUUGCAAGCCUAAAGAGUGCCCAACUGCACCGGUUACAAACUGCAUGGGUCCCGGGUUUGUCCUUGUCAACGCAACUAAUCCAUCAGACCCCUGCUGUUCUGCCUUUGUUUGUGAAUGUCACAGCAACACUUGCCCACCUACAAACCUGAACUGUCCUGUAGGAUUUAUUCCAGUUGUCAGUGUUCCUGACGGAAAAUGCUGUCCAGAACGUAUAUGUGAACCAAAAAGAGUAUGUGUCCACAAAAACUCUGAAUACCAGCCUGGCUCUGUAGUUCCUGUAGCACCAUGCCAGGAUUGUCUCUGUACCAAUCAGAUGGACCAACAUUCUGAACUAUUCAUGAUAACAUGUGCAUUGCAGAAAUGUAAAACAGAUUGUAGCAUGGGAUAUGAAUAUCUGGAACCUGAGUCAGAUGAGUGCUGUGGAAAAUGUGUGCAGACCCACUGUGUUGUCAGUCUAAACGAAACUAAACAGCUCUUGAAGCCAGGAGAGACCUGGUCACCACCUGAGAAUAAGUGUCAGCAUUACACCUGUGUUGAGGUUGGUGAUACUUUAACGACGUUCAAUUCCCAGAUUGUGUGCCCACCAUUUCAACAGAGCAACUGCCAACCUGGCACAGUUCAGACUUCAGCAGAUGGCUGUUGUAAAAUUUGUUUGGAGAAGGAGAAGGGCUGCAAGACUGUUUCCACAAAGACAUUUGUUAUGCACAAGGGCUGUCAGUCAUACAAUGAGGUAGAAAUACCAUAUUGUGAAGGAACGUGCAACACUUUCACCAAGUACUCUAAAGCAGCAGCAGGUAUGCAGCAUUCUUGCUCCUGCUGUAGGGAGACCCGCUCCAGCAAUCGCACCAUUGACCUGCACUGCUUGAAUGGAGAUGUGGUUCCCUACACGUACAUCCAUGUGGAAGAGUGUGGCUGCGGACACACAGAUUGCACCUCAGCGGCUGCACUACCUGCUCGCAGGAGGCGAAGCUCCACACUGGUGUGAAAGAAACGUCAGUCGUCACAUUAAUGGAUAGACUGUAAAAGUCUCUUUUCCCAUACUGUCUUAACAAUCAUUGUAUUUCUUUCAAAGCAAUUGCCUUUGUAGAGAGAAUAUUUAUCAUUUAAUCUAAUAAAAGUAUGCA